AUGCUCCCAACCAUCAGCACAAAGCCAGACAAGCACAUCCUGAAACCCUGGUGGGACGUCUUCACCGACUACAUCUCAGUGUUUAUGAUGAUCAUCGCUGUCUUUGGUAUUUAUCUGCAAGUCACACGUGAGAGCAUGACCUGUCUGCCCUGCAAGUGGGUGAACAUCAAGCAAUGCAAGGCCCUGGCCACCACAAACAUAACCAUGGUUUAUCAGAAACAUCGCAUAGCUUCGCGCAACAAAUACAGCAGUGCCUUCUGCUACGAGAAGAAAUUACACUGGUUCGCUAAAUAUUUCCCCUAUCUGAUGUUUGUCCACACCAUUGUCUUCAUGGCUUGCGGCAAGUUCUUGUUCACAAUUUUGAGCACAAGCUCAACAUUGGAGAACUUCGUCACCAUCCUUCUCAAGUGCGACGACUCCCCCUGGACAACCAGGGCUCUGUCCGAGACCAUGGUGGGGGAGAGCAAUCCCAAGUCUUUUGGAAAAGCCGCCGACAUGAGGGACGAUGGAGCGAAGCCCAGGAUUGAGGCGAACGUCUUGUGCAAAAAGGACGGCGAGCAGGCGAAGGCUCUUUUUGAGAAGGUGAAGAAGUACAGAAUCAAAGUGGAGAAGGGUGAUACGAUAUACACGGUCUACAUAUGGCAGACCGUGGUCAAAAUAACUGACAUUCUCCUCAUCAUCAUCUACCCAAUCUACUACGUGGACUUCAUUGAGUUCAGUUUGAUAUGUGAGGAAAAUAUCGCAGGAUACAGUGCGUUUACCUGCAUUUACACUUUAGCCAACUCUUACAAGAUUUUGGCCUGGGCUUACAUCAUUCUGGGAGUGCUGUGCUUCCUGAGCUGCUUGUACACCCUCUACUGGAUGUGCACUCGCUCCCUCAAAUCGUACUCUUUCGAGACAACGCGGGAAGAAAGCAGCUACAGUGACAUCCCCGACAUGGUGAACGACUUUGCCUUCAUGCUACACCUCAUAGAUCAAUACAAUCCUCUCUACACGGAUCGCUUUGCUGUGUUUCUGUCAGAGGUCAGUGAGAAGAAACUGAAACAGAUGAACUUGGACAACGAGUGGAAGCUGGAGAAGCUGAGUCAGCACAUCACCAAAAACGUAGAGGACAAGCUGGAGCUGCAUCUUUUCAAACUUGCCGGAAUCCCAAACACUGUGUUUGAACUCAAAGAGCUGGAAGUGCUGAAGCUGGAGUUCAUGCGUGACAUAUUGAUACCACCCAUGGUCAUCCAGCUGUCAAACCUGACGGAGGUGUGGCUUUACCACACGCCGACCAAAAUCGAUCCUCCAGCCCUGUCCUUUCUGGGCGAAAAGCUGGGAACACUGCACGUCACGUUCACCCACAUCAAGGAGAUUCCCAGGUGGAUGUACCACCUGAAGAACCUGCACGAGCUGCACCUUACCGGUACGCUGGGUAGUCACCUGACCUCUGUCAUUGAUAUGCUGAGAGAGCUGAAAAUGCUCAAAGUGCUUUAUCUGACCAACAAACUCACCAAACUGCCCCUGGCUCUGUUAGAGGUGUGUGCGCACCUCCAGAAGCUCUCCAUCAAAAACAGCGGCACCAAGCUGAUGGACCUGAUCAACAUGAGGAAGUCCUUUUCCGUGCAAUUCCUUCACUCCGUCGAGCACCUGAAGGAACUCGAGCUGAUUGAAUGCAACCUCGAACAGAUCCCUCACGCCAUUAUCAGUGUCCGUGACCUGCGCGAGCUCGACCUACGGGGCAACAACCUGACCAUCAUAGAUGCCAUCAUUGGCUUCCAGCACCUGAAGUGGCUGGUGUGCCUCAAACUGUGGUACAACAAGAUCGUCCACAUACCCAUCCAGAUUGGAUCACUGUCCAGACUGCAGAGGCUUUAUCUGAACAACAACAAGAUUGAGAAAAUCCCCCAAGAACUUUUCUUCUGUCAGAACUUGCGCCUCUUAGACCUGAGUCACAAUAUGCUGAUGAGCAUCAGCGCUAACGUAGGCUGCCUGCAGAGACUGCAGCACUUUGCGGUGACAGCAAACAUGAUUGAGACGUUGCCCCCAGAACUGUUCGACUGUAAAAAGCUCCAAUCUCUUUAUUUGGGGAAAAACUGCCUACUGUCGUUACCGUCAAGCAUCAAUAAGCUCACCCUGUUGACAGAGCUGGAGCUGAGAGGAAACCUGCUGGAGCGUCUGCCCGUGGAGCUGGGAGAGUGUUGUCUGUUGAAGCGGAGUGGUCUGUUGGUGGAGGAGAACCUGUUCAACAUGCUGCCAUCAGAAAUCAGAGAGCAGAUUUUGGACAGCUGAUGACGGACAGAACAUUAGUAGAAUUCAUGCUUCGAUAUUUGAUGCUGGAUAUUCAUAUUAAAUUCAUCUUCUCAUCAGAAUUUAAACACAUUAUAUUAUUUGUUUUUGUGACAUUAAUCAAAGUCUGUCUGUCCGUCUGUGUCCUCUGCAUCUGCUCUUGAACUUUUUGUUGACUACUGUCAGAAAGCUUUGCUCAAGAAGCAAUGAUUCCAUGUCAAAUUUAUGGUUCAAUUUGAAACGAAAGCUUGCAGAAAAAACCUCAACUAACUUGAUAAUGGGCUCCUCUAACAGAAAAGUGUGGAUUUGGCCCAUCCCUGGCUCUGAGUAAGCAGUUAAACAAAGAUUGGCACAUUUUCCUGGAUUUGUCUUUUUUUAGUUUGAGGUGUGAAACAUUUUAUUUUUCAAAAUAGUCAACUGGAAUGUAGCAACAAUCCCUUAUCAACACCUCCGCAGCUGUGGCUCUGAUUGUUUAGCACAUGUGAUGUUUGUUAUGAGACUUCACAGGAAUUGAUUUAUCUUCAUAUGGUUUUUGAAUGUCUGUUCACUGGUAGUUUUCUGAAGCUUUCGCUGGUUAAUUUUUCUUUCUUUUUUUACAAUCCCUGCUAUCACUGACCUCAUCUCAAUGUUACCUCAUCUCUCCUCUUCUCAUUAAGCUGCUGCACACUAACUUGUUGGACAGACACGGCCAAGGAAUGUCCAGGGAGGGAGACAGGUUUAAGGGCAUUUGAGUAUAAAUCUGUCUCUUAAUUUUAACCAGAACUUUAUAAAUGGGUUUCUGUUCUUUGAAGAAUAGGUUUUCACAUGAGAAAAUGCAACUCUGUGUUGUGUGUGUGUGUCCAUCUGUUCUGGACUUUCUCUAUGGUUUUAUCCUGCAGCCAAUGAGUCAGGCAAUGAACAAAGAAGAAGUCACCUGACCUGAGUCAGUUACCUGGAAUCUCAGACCAGCCGUAAGGCUUGAGAAAUGGCAAAAAGUUACAGUAAUGUUUUCAUUAACCCAAAUAUCCUGCGUGCAUUAAUUCAAAAAUGAGAAACCAAAAACAAAGAGUCAAACUGUCCUGUUUUUAUCAGUUAAGAAUCUUCAGGGAGUUUCUGUUCUCCCUCAGUAGACACUGAAAGGUUGUUAUUUCAAGUGGGCUAGGAAGGGGGGUGGGGUGGGGUGAGGUCCGCUUUCUCUUUCUGACUUCAGGUGCCAGGCAACCUAACUGCCCUUCACAUUCCCCGGUAUCGGUCAUGUGACCACAGUUUGGUCAGAGCCAGUGGACCAUGACCAGGUAUUUGAUGAGAUCUAGUUUCUACUACAUCCUCUGAUUUACACCGUGUUUUUACGGGAAUAUAAUCUUUCAAACCAGAAGGAACCACUCCAGAUAACAGUUUAAAAGUAAACAAUUCAAAGUUUGA
Cynoglossus semilaevis (tongue sole) is the source of this 3672-nucleotide messenger RNA. RefSeq names its product volume-regulated anion channel subunit LRRC8A-like. Gene Ontology annotation, molecular function: protein binding. Gene Ontology annotation, cellular component: cytoplasm. NCBI's taxonomy places the organism in Eukaryota, Metazoa, Chordata, Actinopteri, Pleuronectiformes, Cynoglossidae. The record is from RefSeq and is a predicted model, not a curated record. The transcript is spliced from 2 exons. Bases 1 to 2274 code for a protein of 757 amino acids.